AUGACCGCCGAUGGCGGUUCACUGCAGCAGACCCCAGCCAAUGACGAUGACAACAUCCAGGUAGACGCUGGCCUUGCCACUGAAGGUUGGGCGACCCAAACGGGAGGCAGGGCCCAAGGCAGGGCCAAAGCGACAGCCACUACGUCCAGGCUGCCGACUCCGGCGCAUCAUCGCAAUCGACGCGCCAAUUCCAUCCUCAAGCCCAGAGUCACCAGACAUCAAACCCCGUCUCAAACGGCCGCUCUUCACAAGGCUGUCACCAUCAAACUUGAACCCGAAGUACGGGAGAUUGAUUACUCUGUCCGCACCGAUUCGGAUGAGCCUCCUUCGUCGCCAUCGUCUGAGAAUGAUGCUGACGAAUAUUUCGAAUUGAACGACGUCGAGAUGUCAGAUCCUCCGCCUCCACAACGUCCCUCCCUCAAACUCAAGCUCGGUGGCAAGAACUUGGUUCCUCAAGGAGAUGCAAUUCAGACUGCGCGGACCCCAGUAAUUCCUGCCAGCGCAACGCGAACGCCGUCGAUCAAGCUCAAGUUCGGUGGCACGCCUCAUCCCAUCCCUGAAGCUCCCGCUCCAAAGUCAAAGAAGAAAGAUACGACAACCAUCCCGCCUGGCCCUACUUCGAAGAAAAGAAAACGACCAUCAAACGCGAAUAAUCUUGAAAAUGAACCUGGUCAACCGGCACCCAAACCUCCCGCGAUCCGCAAAAUCACUUUAACACAAUCCACGCAGCCUCCCCCGCAGCCGAAGUCUGCACAAACACUGAAAAUCAAGUCCAAAGGGAAAAUCCCCAAGCGACAACUUGGGGUGGGCUACGACUCGGAGCUUGAGGAUCGUGAGGUCGAUCCCGUCAUCCAUGAGGGCUUUAUUCUACGAAUGCCACCGGGGCCAGACUGUGACUAUCUGAGAAAAGCGAUUGAGGAAGGCACAGUCGGUUCUCGGACAAAAGGUGGGGCGGACAUCAGUAUGAGGAUGCUAGACACCCAGGGGAGGAGAGGCAUCUUGACGAUCAAAGGCAACCAUUACGCUACAUCGCUGGUCGAUCUUCCCUGCAUCGUUGAGGGGAUGAAGUCGUGGGAUAAAAAGGGCUGGAUCAAGAGUAUAGACAUCAACCAGAUGCUGUUGGUUCUGGGUCCGUGUAAAACAGAUGAUGAGGCCAGGAACUACGCUCUCCCUGAAGAUGUGGAUCCAAAGAACUACCAAUACGCUCACGGACUCACCGCCCCGAUGAAAUGGGUGCGAAAACGCCGCUUUGCCAGAACCAAGCGCGCUCGAGUCGAUGACAUUGAAGCUGUCGAGCGAAGGGUCAACGCUCUUCUCGAAGCAGACAAGGCCGCCAUCAGUUCCCAAUAUCAACUUCUGGAUCACGACCCUCGUCUUGACGAAGAACGCUACAGCCCCGACAUGGAUGAUGAGGAUGCCGAAGGAGAGGACGAUGAAGAAGCUGAUGGAUACUUUGCAAUACGCCAUGGUCAGCAUGACGGUGCUUUUGUUGAAACUCCGAUGUUCACGGAAACUCCUGUCGAAGACAUUGGCCAGGAUGAGGUCGAUGAAUUCGAACGAAUGUUUGCCGGGGAUGACGAUGCUCCUACAACACAGGCGACGUCUCAAGCGCACAAUACCUUACAUGUUCCGGAGGUGGGAGAUUCUUCAUUUGCCGUCACCAGCACCUCCGCAUCACCGUCCAUCACGGUGGCACAUACGCCCGCAUCGGGGGCUGAGCCGACCUCUGACGAAGAUGACGAUGACGAUGGAGGUGAAGAUGACGAAGAUCUGGAUGAUGCGGAGAAAGAGGGUGACGAAAACCUGCAACAAGUCAAGGACCGAAUUGAAGACAUGCAACAGAAGAUCGCGGAGCAGACCGAGGUGCUCAAGAAGACCCAGAAUGCAAUUCUCAAGAAAAAAUUGGCCCGCAAGAUUCAAGAUUUGAAGGAUGAUGUGGCCAUGAUGAAGAAGAGUGCAGGUUUGCGUGGUGAUGAAGAUGAUGACUAA
Rhinocladiella mackenziei CBS 650.93 is the source of this 1989-nucleotide messenger RNA. RefSeq lists its product as uncharacterized. The transcript has a single exon. Gene Ontology annotation, molecular function: RNA polymerase II general transcription initiation factor activity. Gene Ontology annotation, biological process: transcription initiation at RNA polymerase II promoter; RNA polymerase II preinitiation complex assembly. Lineage: Eukaryota; Fungi; Ascomycota; Eurotiomycetes; Chaetothyriales; Herpotrichiellaceae. The record is from RefSeq and is a predicted model, not a curated record. The coding region runs from base 1 to 1989 and encodes 662 amino acids. Gene Ontology annotation, cellular component: transcription factor TFIID complex.